UAUAUUUCUUUAAAAUUUAAAAAUUUUUCAGAAUUAGUUUCUGCUGAUUCUAAAAUAUCGAAAACAAAAAAAGUAUUUAUUACAAAAGGAAGUGAUAUUCCUUUGAAAAACAAAUGCAUUUUUUUCCUGUCACUGAAACCAGAUAUUGAAAUUACCAAAAAGAAUGUUUCAGAGGAUGUCUUUGUUGGAAUGAUCAAUGCACAAACAGAUGAUGAGUUUGGAAAUGCCAUAAUAUUAAGAAUACAAUUUGCUUUACAAAAAGUUUAUAGUCCAUUGCUUAAUAUAACUAGCAGUUCAAUAUUAGCAUCUUUAUCUGAAGAUGUUCAGGAAAAUUGGCAAUAUUUUUUACAAUCUUUUCAAUCAUUUGACAAUUUUCUAACAGCUGCUUUGAAAUGUAUCAAUGGACAAGUGAAGUUAAAAGAACAUGAAGCAUUAGAUCUUUCUAAAAUUAAAACCGUAGAAGAUAUUAAAAAGCUUUUUGAGAAACCAGAAAAACUUUUUGCAAUUGAAUCUUUGAUUAAAGUUUGGAAUAGACAAAUUGAACAGGUAAUAUCAGAAAGUCGACAAAUACGUAAAGAAUCUGAUGAUGUUGGACCUGUCACUGAAUUGGAACACUGGAGAUAUCUUCUUGCGAGAUACAGUUCUCUGAUCAAGCAAAUAAAGCAUGAAGAUUGUAAAACAGUUAUGCAAAUACUUUCUGUUUCCAAAUCAAAAAGUUUGAAGGCCUGGAAAGAAACUAUAGCUUGUUUCACAGAUCAGUAUAAUGAAGCAAUAGAGAAUGUAAAAUAUCUUCAAUCUUUACAAAAGUUUUAUGAACCAUUAUAUAGGAAUAAUUUAAAUGUAGUUUCUGAAGCAAUACCAAACCUCAUUAAUUCCAUUCAAAUGACACAUUCUGUAUCAAGAUCAUAUAAUACUUCAGAACAUAUGACAUCUUUAUUUGUAAAGGUAACGAAUCAAUUAGUUCAAACAUGUAAAAAUUAUUUGAAAACCAACUUAAAUUUAUCUCCAUGGGAUCAGCCUCAGAAUAUUGUAAAGGAAAAGAUGAAUGCUUGUUUGGCAUUAAGCAAAAAAUACAGAAACUGCUUUCAUAGAAUUAAAAAGGAAGCAAUUGAUAUCCCUGGACGACGUCCAUUUAUUUUUUCUGAAAUAUAUGUAUUUGGAAGAUUUGAUAACUUUUGCAAGAGAUUGGAAAAGAUAAUAGAACUGAUAGAUGAAAUGAACAGAUAUGAAAUAUUAGCUGUUAAUUGCAUAGGACCACUACUAAAGAUUGGAAAUAAAUUUAAAAAUGCUUGUGCAGCUAUAAAAUCCACAUCUUAUGACUUUUAUGAUUAUCAUAAUAAAGAAAUUGAUAAAUCUAUUGCCAACUUUCAUGAUCAGAUGAAAAAAUUAAAGGAAGAUAUACAAGAUAUUGUUGAUAAGAGAUUUGCAAAAAUUAAUUAUUCAUAUCUUGCUUUGAAAACGCUAAAGAGAUUUGAAGAUCUCAAAAUUCCUGAUCUUAAUUUUACGAAAUCAUAUAUUAAUAUACUUAAGCACUUUGGAGAUGAAUUAGAUACAUAUUCAAUGGGAACCGAUCUGAUCUAAUUUUACCUGGUAACAGAGAAAGACCAAUCUGGGACGAGAAACGGG
Messenger RNA from Centruroides sculpturatus (bark scorpion), 1626 nucleotides. RefSeq names its product dynein heavy chain 5, axonemal-like. The record is from RefSeq and is a predicted model, not a curated record. Gene Ontology annotation, molecular function: dynein intermediate chain binding; minus-end-directed microtubule motor activity; dynein light intermediate chain binding. The transcript is spliced from 11 exons. Gene Ontology annotation, cellular component: dynein complex. Lineage: Eukaryota; Metazoa; Arthropoda; Arachnida; Scorpiones; Buthidae. The coding region runs from base 190 to 1581 and encodes 463 amino acids. Gene Ontology annotation, biological process: microtubule-based movement.